Molecule: messenger RNA, 5009 nt
Organism: Haliotis rufescens (red abalone)
Lineage: Eukaryota; Metazoa; Mollusca; Gastropoda; Lepetellida; Haliotidae
Product: ribose-phosphate pyrophosphokinase 1
Exons: 8
Coding region: 48-1055 (335 amino acids)
Biological process (GO): 5-phosphoribose 1-diphosphate biosynthetic process; ribonucleoside monophosphate biosynthetic process; purine nucleotide biosynthetic process
Cellular component (GO): cytoplasm; ribose phosphate diphosphokinase complex
Molecular function (GO): ribose phosphate diphosphokinase activity; ATP binding; magnesium ion binding
Source: RefSeq, a predicted model, not a curated record
CAACUUUUCAGCUGAAACUUCGUCUACCGUUCGCGCCGCGAACCUUAAUGCAACAUAUACGGCCGCAAUCUUCGGGUCCGCUGAAGGAUAUUGGAAGGAUGCCAAAUAUCAAGGUGUUUAGCGGUACCUCACAUCCCGAUUUGGCUCAGAAAAUAUGUGACAGACUUGGUAUUGAGCGUGGCAAGGUCGUCACCAAGAAAUUCAGCAAUGGAGAGUGUUGUGUUGAGAUUGGGGAGUCCGUGCGUGGAGAAGAUGUGUACAUCAUCCAGACCGGGUGCUCCGAGGUGAACGACAUGUUGAUGGAGCUGCUGAUCAUGAUCAACGCCUGCAAGAUCGCAUCAGCGUGUCGGGUCACUGCUGUCAUACCCUGCUUCCCGUAUGCAAGACAGGAUAAGAAAGACAAGAGUCGUGCUCCCAUAUCUGCCAAGCUUGUUGCCAACAUGCUGUCCACGGCCGGCGCAGAUCAUAUCAUCACCAUGGAUCUUCACGCCUCACAGAUUCAGGGUUUCUUUGACAUUCCUGUUGACAACCUCUAUGCGGAGCCUGCCGUCCUGAAGUGGAUUCGUGACAACAUCACUGACUGGAGGAAUUGUUGCAUUGUCUCCCCUGAUGCUGGCGGUGCCAAGAGGGUGACGUCCAUCGCUGACCGUCUAAACGUGGACUUCGCGUUGAUCCACAAGGAGAGGAAGAAGGCCAAUGAGGUGGCUUCAAUGGUGCUGGUGGGAGAUGUGAAGGACAGAAUUGCCAUCCUGGUGGAUGAUAUGGCCGACACGUGUGGAACUGUAUGCCAUGCUGCUGAAAAACUGUUAGAAGCUGGUGCAGUGAAAGUAUUUGCCAUCUGUACACACGGUAUAUUCUCGGGCCCCGCUAUCUCCCGCAUCAACAACUCAAUGUUCGAAGCAGUCGUCGUCACCAACUCCGUCCCACAGGAGGAGAGGAUGAAGAUGGCCCAGAAAAUAAAGCUGAUUGACAUUUCUUCCAUUCUCGCUGAGGCUGUGCGAAGGACUCAUAACGGAGAAUCUGUCUCUUUCCUCUUUUCCCACGUCCCCUUGUAACCACGGAAACUGCCCGUUUUAGUUUUGCUCAUUGUAUUGAUAUAUCCAUGAUAUUGGCAGAGGCCAUUAGAAGAACACACAAUGGGGAAUCUGUGUCCUAUCUCUUCAGCAACGUUCCCAUGUAAGAAGAAAUAAUUUCUCACAUUGUUCCUAUGAAUCUGCCUCAAAGUUGACAUUUUGUCGUUUCAAUUAUAAAAGAAAGAAAAACUGCCCAUGAAACUAAUGGUCUGCACCUUGAUCCGCUGGCGUGGAGCCCUGUGUGUAGGUUUUCUGUUGUAAUCAAUGAAGCCGUAUUGGCCUCAUAUGAUGGAAAAGGGCUAAAAGUGCAAAAGGUUUUUGGUACAGACUUUUUUUAUAUCAUACUUCAUGUCCCCUAACUGUCAUAAUCAAUUCACUUUCCAGUCAGGUCCUGUCUUAGGUGGCGGUCAUGCGAAACAGGGGCCCAUGGUGAGGAAGUAGAACAUGGAGCCAUUAUAACAUAUGUCCUUAGUUUCUUAUUCCCCAGGGGCGGUCGGGUAGCCUAGUGGUUAAAGCGUUCGCUCGUCACGCCGAAGACCCGGGUUCGAUUCCCGACAUGGGUACAAUGUGUGAAGCCCAUUUCUGGUGUCCCCCGCCAUGAUAUUGCUGGAAUAUUGCUAAAAGCGGCGUAAAACCAUACCCACUCACUCACUUAUUCCCCAAAUCUUGAAUUUUGCUUAUCGACCUCAGUUUAAGUCUGUUUGACCUCCACCUUAGACACAAUGCCAUUUACACCCAUGAGGAACAAGUGAAAAAAAGAAUUCAAAUUUCACAGGCAUGGAACGUUUUGAAAAUAUAUCCACUAAAUCACGUAUUAUAUCAUACAGUAACUAUUUUGGUAAUAAUUUUUUUUUGGUAUAAUGUACUUUUGGUGGGUGUGAACACAAUGGCCUCCACCUUUGACAUAAGGCACACCAAAAAAUUACUUGUGUUUCCGGUAACCCGACCAUCCAUUGUUUUCACUGGCUAUAAAACAAUAUAUUUGUUUAUAUGUUAUGUUCCCACAAAUUAUUCUUGACCUACAGAUUUGAGGUACUUUGCAACAAACAUCAGUUCUAAACAUAAAAAAAUGACCCUACCUGCGGACCAUGUAUGUUGAGGCCAUGUUACCAUGGUGACCUGAAACACAAGUAUUUGUUUUUGGCCUGAGGUUAAUUCCUCUCAAUGGAUAAGAAAUGAUUCAGGAAUGCUAUGGCCUCUAUUGCAAGCAAUGCUUUCUUGUACCAAUGUUUGCAGUACAACAAAAUACAUCACCGAUGCAUCGUGUUUGUGUGUUGCAUGUUGUUUGAUGGGCAUGGGUAAACAUAUAUCGGUUUCCUAGAAGUGUAGCCAUUUGUGUGAGGUAUAUAUUGUAAUACACAAAAAUGGAAUACAGUGAAAUCUUGUUCACUCAAGUUUAGCUGACUCAGUGCUGUGUUCAUGAAGAAGUAUGGUCAGGGCAGAGUCAUCCUCGGCCCUCUUGUUUGCUCCAAUAGUGAUGACAGAUCAGGAAAGAUCUCAGUAUCUCAUUCUAGUAUUGAUCACAAGUAACCUAUGCUGGUCGUAAGAGGGACCAACCCGCGAAGAUCCGGGUUAAAAUAGGUCUUCAUCAACGCAUGCUUGACGUAAAAGGCGACUGCUUGUGGUAAGAGGCGACUAAUGAGAUCGAGUGGUCAGGCUCGAUGACUUGGUUGAUGCAUGUCCUUGUAUCCCAAUAGCGCAGAUAGAUGCUCAUGAUGUCAAUCACUGAAUUGUCUGGUCCAGACUUGAUUAUUUACAGACCACCAUCAUAUAGCUGGAAUAUUGCUGAGUGCAGGGAUAAACAAGAAACAAACAAACCUCGUUCUUGUCGUAAGCUGACAAAUGAUGGGGUUGGAUGGGUGUGGCUCAGACUUGAUUAUUUACAUGCCCAGCAUACAGCUGGAAUAUUUUAACUCAGGCAUAAACAACACACAAGCAAAGAAACAUAAACAAUAUGGAUAACACAACAGCUCUUCGACUGUCUUAUGACUUGAGGCACCUGCUUUCACUGUAUUAAGUUUUUGCUAGAUAUUCCUUCGAUUAUAAGCUGCAAUGUCAUCCUCCUCCAAAUGUGCAUCCUGUUGCUUGAAGCUCCACACUAAUCACAAAAGAAUAGCCAGUAGCCCAGACAGUGGCAUAGUUUUAAACCAACCAAUAAAUGUUUUCAUUUCAACCUGGAGGACACAUUACACAGGUACCGUUGUCACCAGUCCUACGGUAAUCUUUGGACAUAAUUUCUCAUCUUCAGCAGUUGAUUCAUCAGUCUACAAAGUGAAAUGAAAUCCUUGUACAUUGGAUUCAUGAAUGAAUUUAUUCCUGCUGUAGAGAUUUCAUGGAUAUACAUCAUGUUGUGUACUGAACCAAAAAGUUAGAUAUCUUUUAUGAAUUGUGUGCUCAGUGUUCACUCCAAACAAAUAUUGCCCUAAUAUUCAUGAUUCCUAACUUUUUCUUGUUUAGUAUUUUAGUAUGUGAUAUGUUACAUUUUGUCAUGGAUGAGGUAAGAAUUUAUUUGAAUAUCGAUGUCAUCUGUCUAAUGUUUAUUAAUUGUUUUGUGGUCAUGAGAAGGUUUGACUUGGGCAUGGUCAUUUGGGGCCAGACCAGUUAAUUUUUACCUUAAGUUUACCUUACAAAAUAUCAAAACAAAAUGUGAUAAGAUUAUAAAACAAAUGUGAAAAUGUGUAUGGUGGAAAAAAAUCUUAGUUUAAAUUACAUUUUGUUUGUAAUUCAGUUUUAAACAACUUCUAUUCUGUUUUAAGGAAAUUAACCUUAAAUCUCAUUAAAAUCAGAUCUUAGUUCUCGCUAUCACUAUACAAAAAUCUGAGGACAUCCCAUUACGGGUCACGUCAGAAUGACCUUUCAUCCAACCAUCAGAGCGUCGCUUACCAGAUCAUGAAAGUGACAGUCGGAAUGUGUUUUCUGAUGAUGCAACCACGAAAUAUUUAACACGGGGUAUUCCAAAUGACAGUAACGGGUUUUAUGAUUAUAUCCAUUACAAUCUAGGCCAUCUUUUAGCCAUUCCAGAAUGUUCUUAUCAGCUUUAAAUUUUUUAAUCGAGAUUACGUCAAAAUAUCUUUCGAGGCGCAGACGCCAGUUUUGAAACUAGUGUUGUAAAGCUCGAGAAAGCUGCCUUCUGAUUGGCUAAUGUCGAUUUCUUGUCAGUCAUUUCAUCUGUCGGUCAAAAUUCGCAAAAGGUCGUUCUGACUUGACCCGUAAUGGGAUGUCCUCAGAUCUUUGUUUAGCUAUAGCGAGAACUAAGAUCUGAUUUUAAUGAGAUUGCUAUUUGAAUGUAGCUGCAAAAGUUUGAUUUCAUGUUUUGUGAAUGUUUGGUAGAAGUAUGAGUGCAAAAGUGUCAUCCCAUACCAUUGUCAUCCUGAGUGUCUCAUUCAGUGUUAUUCUCAAGUAUUACCUUAUUACAGAGACCCAUGGUAGCUCAUGUUUGCUGAAUUAGUCAGUUUAUUGCAGCUUGUUUUUAAAGAAGUUUUGUUUUUCCACAAGGCCAUUAAAUCUUGAAAAAAUGUUACUUGUCAUGUGGGUCAAGGUAAUUAAAGUUUUGGUUGGUAAGAAACAAGGCCAAUACUGACCUUGCCUAAAUUAUUUUGCCAUUGUUGCAAAAGAAUUUCAGAUGAAAAAAGGAGGCAGGGCAACUGGUGUCCAUGCUAUUUUCAAAAUGGUUCUAAAUUAUUUCUUUGGUCUUUGUUGCUUUUUACAAAAUUAUUUUUAUCAUAGAAAUUAUGAAUAGCAUGAUCAUGUGCAAGAUUUCAUUGUGAUAGUUUUUGCCUUGCUAUUAAUGUAACUUCACAUUGCAUUUUGUUCUUCAGAAAGUUGUAUUUCACUUUCUUUGAAUACUCCAGAGCUGUUUUCUCUUUGACAUCAUAAUGUGGUACUCUAUAUCAUCAUUGCACCAUUGGUCCUGGAAUUAAACUAUGUGAAACCCCG